This is a messenger RNA of Exophiala viscosa, 2047 nucleotides long. RefSeq lists its product as uncharacterized. The coding region runs from base 90 to 1721 and encodes 543 amino acids. The record is from RefSeq and is a predicted model, not a curated record. Lineage: Eukaryota; Fungi; Ascomycota; Eurotiomycetes; Chaetothyriales; Herpotrichiellaceae. The transcript is spliced from 2 exons.
GGCUCUGAUCACUGGGCACGGCAUGCAUGGCGUUUUCACCCUGAACUGAGGGGAACCCCGUCAAGGUCUGGAAGUUGACAGCGGUGGACAUGGCAGGAGUGGCUUCUGCAGGAACAGCGACAACUGUCGUCAACGGCUCAGGCAUCGGAUAUGCCGUGGCGGGAUCUUCUAGUCAAGAGAACCCGAUCUCAAGUAAACGAACUCCUACCGACCCUCGACAAAAUGCCACGAGCUCAAGUCGCGCCCCGUUAUCUAGCGUCGCCCCAAACCGCAAAGACACUAAUGGCACCGGUCGCGUCACUCACAGCAGGGUGGAGGAACUGGGUCAAACAGAAAGACAGCCGCUGAUACGAAGUGACAGUGAGGCAGACAGCCUGCUUGAUCUUUACAAGGGCGACGACAGCGGUCCGAAUACUGGCGAGCAAUCCAAGGACAACGACAAUGACAUCCCCGAGAACAUGUACCGACCUGAUCGGAACGAUCCAGGAUGGAUCCACAGAGACAAACUGGCCAAGAUUGAAAGUGAAGAAUUGCAAGCUGCAGGAAUCAACCUCGCCAGUGCGCGGCGCAACCCAAACAAGAGUACAGAGAGAGAUACGAGCCAGGGCCGACAAAGGGAGGAACGCAGUCCGCCGGACGCUCGCAGAAACGAGACUGACGACGACAGGCCAGAAGCCGUUGAAGAGGAAGACGAGCGAUCGAAUUGGGACUUGCGCACUCCAGAAGAGAUUGCCGCCGACCCCAUACCACCACAGUCCUACUCGUACCCUGUGGUGCGAAAGGCGGGCUCUAAAAUACCGGUCUUGACGUCAAGUCCACUACCAAUACCACACGAACGGAUUGAACGAGACACACCUUUGCCUAGGAAACGCGCUGUCAGCAAUUCCAUGAGCCCCGAGGAGGGUUUGCCUGUCUUGAAGACGAGACUGCGGAAGGGCAGCACGGGAAGUACGCAAUUGCUUGACGAAAGUGACUCGCCUGGAAUCACAAAUGAUACCAGGUUACCUUCCCUUAAGCAGCCAGCACCUAUGAAGACUACACCGAAAAUAGCACCCUCAUCACCACCUGGAACAUCUGCCGGAAGAAAGGCGUCAGGGACUGCAUCCAUGAGAAAAUCGUCCACCACAACCAAAGCUAUGGCAACUCCAUCACCGAAUCAAAGGCCUGGGACCAGGUCUGGGGACUUGGACCGACCUCGGACCGCCAUCAACAGACCCGAGGUGGAUCCCCCCUGGCUGGCCACCAUGUAUAAGCCAGAUCCAAUGCUGCCGCCGGAUGAACAGAUCAUCCCAACUCAUGCUCGACGGCAGCAACAGGCGCAAUGGGAAGAUGCCGGGGAGGUUCCCACAACAUAUGAUCGCAAUUUCUCACCGUUGGCAAUUCACACGGGCAACGGUGUUGUGAAGGGGGCGUCUCCAGUGUUGCCGUCGCCUUCAUCCCCUGUGCCAGACAGUAGCAAGGAUAACACUUCAUGGCCAUUGAGACCAUUACCAAGUGCAAGAAAUUCUGCCAAUGGUCGACCCGGAACUAGUGGCAGCACGAAUGGGGGUUACAGCACGAUGCCGAGAGUCACAAGUCCAGCCAUCAUACAAAGUCCGAGAAUGGGAAAUAUAUCCAGCACCCCGACUCAACCCAGCAAUCCGCAAGUUCGGCGACUGCAACACAAUGAUAUGGACGAAAAAGUCAAGGACAAGAGCUGCGGGUGCUGCAUUGUGAUGUAAGCACCAGCAGCCGAAGGAGGAGGAUCAUGAACUUCUGUACACGACAGAGCGUUUUGUUUCAUUUGUGCCAGGAUGAGCCUUUUUUCGUUGAUGCAAUUUUAGCGGGCUUGACUUGGUUUGUUGUAUUCGUCUACAUUAGGGAUGGCCGAUGGUGUAUUGGGCUUGGAUCAACCCACAGCCGAGGGUUUGCAGAGAUGGUAUUGUUCAAGGGGACGGUCUAUGAGAGUGACUUGGAAAAGGGUGACAAGAUGACCAGCAUUUUUAGACUGGACAGAGGCUAACACAGGCAAAACCGCUUGGAUGGGUGAUAGACUGGAUACUUCGUC